Aspergillus welwitschiae is the source of this 1600-nucleotide messenger RNA. Its product is annotated as DUF3712 domain-containing protein. Gene Ontology annotation, cellular component: fungal-type vacuole membrane. The coding region runs from base 337 to 1323 and encodes 328 amino acids. NCBI's taxonomy places the organism in Eukaryota, Fungi, Ascomycota, Eurotiomycetes, Eurotiales, Aspergillaceae. The record is from RefSeq and is a predicted model, not a curated record. The transcript is spliced from 5 exons.
GUGGGUUCUUCUUCUCUCCUCUCCUCCCUUGCCUCCCUUGAUUCGGUCUCCUGGUUCCGUGGUCAUUCUUCAACCCUAUCGAUUGUCGGUCUUGCAUAUCACUUGCCCGUCACUUGACCUCGACCAGACUGGUGGCUUGUCUACUUCAAUCAAGUCCCUGAGUCCUCGGAUCCGUCUCUGUGUAGAGACAAUCCUUGUGCUAGCCAUCCCACCACAUUCCUCGGCUCGGUCCUCGCGGAAGGAGAACCCCCCGCCAUUGUCACACCGACAUCAUCGGUCCAUUGUGUCCGAGGAGAGGUUCAGUACGACCUGAGAUAGCGGCGCAUUGCAACUAAGAUGGCCAGCGACAGCAAGCCUGAAGUGUUCGAAGAUGCUGGCGUGGCCGUGCCGGCCACGGCCAAGCCCAGCUUUGGGGCUCGCGUGGCUAGACACUUCAAGCGAUGGUGGUGGGUGUAUAUCAUCGCCUUGAUCGUGAUUGUUCUUGUGGUGGUGCUUCCUGUAGUUUACGUCGGAUACCCCAAGAUGGCUCAACACAUCGUCAAUGAUUCCAACCUGACCGUCACAUCGAUGGUCAUCAGUGACCCCUCACCUUCAUCCUUCGACCUCCACCAGCUGCAGGUCAUUGGGUCUAACAGCUCUUUUCACCCAACCUUCUACACUUUCUCCGCAGCCAUCAGCCUGCUGGGUUCCGCUGUCUUCACACACGUUCAGGUGCCCCAAUUCAACGGCCACAAUGGCGUUGUCAUCGACGUCAACCAGCGUGCGAACCUGACCAACGAAACGGCAUUCGCUGAGUUCUGCAAGGCCGCCAUAAUGAACGAGAAGUUCCCUCUCAACGUCUACGGCAAGCCCCAGCUAAAAGAGGGAAGUCUACCCAAGACCACGGUCACCUACAACAAGACCGCCAUGGUGACAGGCCUCAACAAGCUCUCGGGCUUUGAUCUCGUGGACAUGUCAAUUGGAACCAACAACACAGACGGCACCAACGCCAAAGGAACCGUCUACAUCCCCAACCCCUCCGACAUUAGCAUCGCCGUGGGCAACCUGACUCUCAACCUGGAGGUCAAUAACACCGCCAUCGGCCAAGCCUUCAUCUACGACCUCACCAUCGGCCCAGGCAACAAUACCGUCCCCAUGACCGCCAACGUCAGCACCCUCACCGUCGCCGGCAUGCUAAGCAGCUACCCGGACUACAUGCUCCCCAUCGACAUCACAGGCAACUCGAGCAUCUACAACAACCAGCCCCUCCUUUACAUUGAAGAAGCGCUGGCGUCGCUCAAACUCCAAGUUCAAUUGAACGUGACGCAGGCAUUGGGCGGUUGAGCUAGCCUGAGGCUUGUCAAUCAGACAGUCGGUCUCGUCUCUAAAUAAAAGUCUGUAAUCUUGGUUUAACGGACUGACGGAUCCUAUAUCCUCUUGUUUGUGGGAUAUAAAUGAGACAUAUGUGUUAUGUGGGAGGGGUUGAUGGUUUGUUCUUUGUUUAUAUAUGGCUAACUUACUGCUUACGAUGAUGUUGUGAUUCCCAUGUGCUUUUAUAUAUGGAUGGAUGAAUGGAUGGAUGGAUGGGAGCUGGACUUGUGUCCUCGUUGGUAGUUAGGUA